GAACAAUGGCAACUUUCAACUCCCUUAUUAGUUGGAUGUGAGAAUUUGCUCGGCAAGUGUUGGUCUAGUGGGUGUUCCGUACACAACUGAAGAAGAACGAUGUUGCGUUCGGGAAUAUCUGUAUUGCUCCUUGUUGCAGUGACUUACGCUGCACCAAGGUCGUUUCCUGUGCACCAGGUCGAGAGACAGGACCCUUAUCCCGGGGGAGUGGGUUUCUGGCCCAGUGACAACGAAGCCUUCAGAUACGGAGAGCCUGAAGAAGGCGCCGAAGACCAGUACCCCGAUGUCGUUUAUGACUCCAAGCCUUUCGAAGGGGCCGUCGAUGUCGACUUCAGCCUCAACCCGGAUAACGCCGCGGUUCUUGCCAAUGGCACAGUGACCAACGUCAUCUUUAGGGACCUCGAGCAUCGCAUUGCUGAGGACGUGCAGCGCAUGCAGCAGGACAUGCUCCUCUUCCGAAGACUCUUCGGACAGCCUCCUGUGGCUCCUCGAGUGCCCCCAUCCCUGUUCCUGCCCUGGGGAAUCCAUUGGACGACUUCCGACGAGACCCAGGACAGUGGGCCCGUCGGCUUUGACGUCAACCUCUUCGGCCACGAUGAUUCCGAUGAUGGUGACCACGACGGUGAUAAUGAUGAUGAUGAUGAUUUCGGCAUCUUCGGUGGCUUCCCCAUCUUGGGAAUCGAUCGUCCUCUGUUCCCUGGUCUUCCGGAAUUACCAGGCGUUGGCUUCAUCAACCCAUCAGACUUACCCGGCAACUACAGCAACGAAACCUCUGUCGUCCACAGCAUCGACGGCGGCCAAGUCCAGGUGAACAACACCAUCAACAAGGAGUCUGGAAACGACUUUAAUGCUUUCUUCCACCACCAGGUCAUCCACUUCAGACCCGACGAGGAAGAGGGGAAAGUCCCUGAGGAGGGAGCAUCAACUUCAGCCCCCGGAGUCCCUGCAUCAGAAGCGCCUGAGGUCCCUGAAGUCCCCGUGACCGAAGCCCCUGAAGCCCCUGUCACUGAGGACAGCAACAACAAGGACGAAGUCACAACCUCUGUCCCUAAGGUUGAGGACAAGAACGUCCCAGUCAGCGCCAAACCGCCCCCAGCCAUUCCCGAAGUGAGCCCUGAAGGUUCCUCUGACACCCGAGCGGAGUCCUUUGACGUUGCCAAGGACAACUCCCUGACAGAAGAGGAGGAUUUUGAAAUCGCCAACAAUCUGCUGGCCUUGGACGGGAGCCGGAAGGCGGAAAGAUCCCUCCGUUUGUUCGAUCCUUUGGUCUUCCCGAACGACAGCCCCCGUGAGAAUCGUUUCCCCGAAAGCGCCCAUUACCACGCCCACAAAGAUCAAGAAGGGCACGACGCCGAGGUCAUCACCGAUGGCUCCGUGGGCAAAAGACCUGCUGACCUCAGCAAGGACACUCGCGUCAACUACAUUAGCCACAGCAGCGGCGGCGGAAUGGCCAAGCCAGACCCCGACGCCGAGAUUUUCAAUUACGGCCUGGUCAUGGAUGAGGAAAGGGCCGCACGCCGCCAUGAAUAGGCUCACGAUGGUUUGUUGUUGUGCUUUGCGGACAUUGGAGAUUCAGUCUUAGUUUUUAAAUUGUUCAGAUGAAACUCUCAACUACCUGUGCCCUGUUUGGUCCCUUUUGGUUUUCAGGUGUAUUCUGGGUGGUUCGAACAAUGCCAGAACGAAGAAUGUCCGAUACCUCAACUGGAUUCAGUUGUAGUUGAAAUUAACACUUGCAAAUGUAAAGUAAACUGUGACAGAUUGCUUAAUUCUGGCGUAGCUGCGACGCACCAAAGUUAUAUACCAUGACUGCAAAGAAGGUCUGGGCAAAUUUUAAUCACGACCGCGAUUUUGGCUAUCAGUUGUUUUUUUUUUUUUUAGUGAGGGAAGACUUCGUCAUUCUUCUGUUGAUAAGUUCCCGUUGUUGUACCUGGUUAGAGUAGGUAUAAUUGCCUCUUGAUUGUGAAGAAACACCUCUGUGCCAUAUAAGUAUAAUCCACUUAAUGCUCUCUAGUGACACUAGUUGUAAUCAUAUUUUCGCUCAUAACUCUGCUGAAGACAGUACUUGCUUAGAAUGAUUUAGAUGUAGAUUAGUAUACUUAUAUAUCUGUUGAUAUGUAUGGGGGCACUAAAUUUUGUGGCAGGGAUACCGUUGACCAUUAUUGUGAUAAUUGAAUAUUCUGUAACUGAUUAAUCUGAGGAAAUUGAAUAAGGAGUUAGUUAGUUCUUGAAACAAUUGUGCUGUGCAAUAGAUUUUUCUAAGUAUGAUAAAAUCUGAAUCAGAUGGACAUUGUAUAAGAGGAAUUUAAUAAAAAAAAAGUUGCGAAGAAGUGAAUUACUGACACAUCUGACACAUAUACGGAGCUCGUCGAGUCACUGAAGAAGAGGGAAGAGUUAUGUGUAGGAAGAUCUCUCCCACAUUGUUGAUGAACCUGCCUUGGUGAAUCAGUUUCCUGGUUGGCGCUGCCAUUUUGCGUCGUCUUCAAAGCUUGCUCUUGCUUAUCAAGGUUCAGAAAAUUGAAAUCUUUGUCUCUCAUUCCUCAGGUAGAAGACCCUUAUCCAGUGUCCGGUGUUGAUAACUAUUGUUGCUGUGCCUUCAUUCUACGGAAAGCAACCAAUCAAUCAUUCAGUGCUUCUUGUACUCACGUAUUUACUGCACUGUAUGCUACCUAUUCGCGAACACCAUCUCUUUCCCAAUAUUUUCUGCCUGAUAAGUCAAACAAUCACAGGACAUCAGCAUCUUAUAUCUGGAUUUUUCUUCUCGAAAUUUGCAGAUGAAUUCUUUCCUUCUUCUUUUCCAUUGACUACCCCGUUUCUUGUUUAUGCUUAUAUCUGUAAAUUAGCUUCUAAACGAAUUCUAUUUUCGUCUCCAAACCACCCUCUGUUGUUAAUAUUCAGUCUUGAAUCCUUAUUUCUUUGCUUGUCAACCCUGUUCUUGAAAAUACUUCUCAAGGGGGGCCUGUAAAUUAUGGCUUCAACUUCCUUCUACUCAAAUCUCUUCAGUUCUGUUUGACCAUCUAUGAUAAUUUUAGUUGUUAAGAUUGUGUCAGACAAGAAGGACCAUAUAAUACAGAAUGACGAUUAAACUUGUAAACAGAGAUCGUAUUGUAACUUGUUCCUCUUAGUCGAUGGAUAAAAGCCUCUUAGGAAUUUCCUUUCUUACUGUGUCAAAGACAUAGACUACAGAUUAGCCUUCUUUUGCUAAAACUUGCAGAUUGGUCUCUUGUAGCUAUUGACUUGUAAAUUGGUCUCAUAUAUCUAAGGUAUUUCCGUUUGAUAUUCUGUAUGUACUUAAAGACUUCUGGACAAGUCUCUUUCAACUCAUAACUUGGUGACUGAUCUUUCAGCCUGAGGCUAAACGAUUGGUUUCCUGUGGCUGUUGGCUUCUUUGCCAGACCCUGUUAGUCCCCUCAGCCUAAGGGUUAUGCCUAGACCUAUAGGUUGUUUGUGUACCUGCUUGCCCUUUAAUUUUUAAUUUGCAGAUGGGAGAUUUCGCCCCUCACUAUCCUAUAAAUAAAUUGAGUAGGUUUUUGAGAAAAUUGGUUUUGAAAUAAAAACCUGUAAUUUGGCAUCAACAGGAGGUUUCCUUUUCAAGGUUCCAUAUGAAGACUUUUUACUAGACCAGGCAUUAGUAAGAACAGCGAGAUAUAUCGUCAUAUAUUGUGCUGAUAUGUAAGAACACACUUGAACUUGGAGAACUAAUGCUGUAAUAAAAAGUAUAUGAACUAAAAGCCUAGUCUGACCACAGAAAUAUUCUGCAUGCAACCCCUGUAUGGGGGUAGUGCCUCAUGUGGUACAAUGUAGGCCUUACUAGAGGUUAUUUCCAUCGUCCCUUGGGCUCUAAUCUGCGGCCACUUUUCAGUCUUUUGCAUUAUAUUCGUUCCCACUUCCUUUUCUGUUUUGCUGUCCAACUUCUCCAGCUUCUCGCUGUCUGAAGUGCUGGAUGGCUGACAAUGCCAUUGCGCCUUUCUUUUAUGGCAAAAUGUUCAUAAAUCAAAUCAAUUUCACGUGCAACAGACAAUUCCAAAUAUCCCUCAACAACACUACCAGAGUGGUUUGGCUGUUUUCAUAAAAACAUUCGUCGAAUAAGUAUCUAAGGCAACAAUUCUCUGUAGGUUCUAAAGCUUGUUUGAUGUCUCCUGGAAAAACCUGACAGACAACUAAAUUAGAUAUAAUUUUUUCCCAGUAAAAUUAAGAUGGCAACACGAAAUCACAAGCUGAAAUUAACAAUAAUCAAAGUUUUUAUUAGACCGAGAAUAUGGUAAUUAACGGAAGACGCUACAAAUUGUGCAUCUCACGUUUAUUCAUGUUAAGAAAUAAAAAAAAAAAAGUAGAUCGACAGAAUGUUUAAAACUCUUGAAACAAACCUUUUUGAUAUAAUGAUAUUUAGUGGAGAAAAUUGCCCUGAAUGUAAAACAAACAUGACGAAGAAGAAGAUAGCUAAUACCAAAUAUUUAAUGUAACAGGAAUAACAACCUUUUAGCGGAAGCUACAGCUUAGUUUAUGGCGGUUCCUUCCUUAGCCACUCUUUCCACGAGAUCUUUAUAUUCAGCAAAUCUCGUCAUGUUUUUGAAGAGCCAAGGCCCGUACUCGACAACCUCCUCGGGAUCGUAGCCGAGCUUCGGAGUUCCUCCAGGCAAGGCUACGUUGAUGUUACCCCCAAAUCGAGGCUCCAGGAAGAAAGGAACCGAUAAUCUGUCAAAAGUAAAAAAAAAUGAUUCUAGUUAGGAGCUAAAAACAAUAUCGCAUUUCCUCCUUUGUGAAAGUUGGCAAUGAUCUAGUUUUAGCAUUAAAUAGAAAAAAAAUUCUGAAGCUUUUUAUUGUGUACAGAUGAUUCCAGCGGAGAGUUGAUCCUUAGACUUAGACUGGCUACUUUCAGAAAAGCCCACAAACUUUUCUUAAUUUUACUCUGUUAGCUUUUGCAGAACUACGAAACUUCAUUCAUUUUGUAUUUUCAGUUGAUUGAACGAUACUUGUGUCAAAUUUAGUUGUCCUAUUAAUUAAAUUUUUCCUCAGACUCUG
Molecule: messenger RNA, 5019 nt
Organism: Macrobrachium nipponense
Lineage: Eukaryota; Metazoa; Arthropoda; Malacostraca; Decapoda; Palaemonidae
Exons: 8
Coding region: 100-1530 (476 amino acids)
Source: RefSeq, a predicted model, not a curated record